CAGACCCUGUGCGCGCGACAUUUUAUAAACACAUGCCGUAUAUUCAGUCAGGCGCCUUCUUGAACAGCCCUCUGGCUUUCUGUCCAUGCAGGACCCCACAGUCCACUAUGGCGGCGCCCAGUGCGACUUUAAACUGUGAGGACUUUUCAAUGUUCCAGGAGGUGCUGAAGGUGAUGCGUAACAUGGAUGACCGCAUCGUCCACGGACUGAACACCACCGUGCCCACAGUUUCCUUCUCAGGCAAAGUUGAUGCCACACAAACAUGCAAACAACUGUAUGAAUCUAUGAUGGAGGCCCAUCUGAGCAGAGACCAAGCUAUCAAGGCCUGUAUAGCCAAAACAUCUGCGGUGGUGGGACAGCUGCGUGAGGAAAGAGCAAAAGACGGCGAGGACCUGGCAGUCAUCAAACAACUCAGGAAGGAGCAGACCAAACUAAAGAUGAUGCAGUCAGAGCUGAAUGUUGAAGAAGUUGUCAAUGAUCAAAGUCUGAAGGUUUUCGGUGAAAGGUGCAGAAUCCACUACACGCCUCCGAAGGUGAAAUGAAGCUCUGAGUGAGAUCAGCUGCUUCACUGGAGGUUCAAACCCAGACUGGAGCUGAGACUGUGACUCCUGCCUGCAGGCGCUUCACCAGACAGACCUCUCUGACCUCUCUUCCAACACACUUACAGUAUAUUCCUCUGUGAUUAUUGUAUUGCAUUACCAUCGCUGUAAAACUGUCCCCUGUGUGCUUCUUUAAUGAGAAUCAUUGUACAAAAGGAGUUUUUUUAAAUGACAGUGAAAUGUU
Molecule: messenger RNA, 783 nt
Organism: Hippoglossus stenolepis (Pacific halibut)
Lineage: Eukaryota; Metazoa; Chordata; Actinopteri; Pleuronectiformes; Pleuronectidae
Gene: mix23
Product: mitochondrial matrix import factor 23
Exons: 5
Coding region: 33-542 (169 amino acids)
Cellular component (GO): mitochondrial intermembrane space; mitochondrion
Source: RefSeq, a predicted model, not a curated record